Sinocyclocheilus rhinocerous is the source of this 1293-nucleotide messenger RNA. RefSeq names its product cAMP responsive element binding protein 3-like 4 (gene creb3l4). Gene Ontology annotation, biological process: regulation of transcription by RNA polymerase II. Lineage: Eukaryota; Metazoa; Chordata; Actinopteri; Cypriniformes; Cyprinidae. Gene Ontology annotation, molecular function: RNA polymerase II cis-regulatory region sequence-specific DNA binding; DNA-binding transcription factor activity, RNA polymerase II-specific. The transcript is spliced from 9 exons. Bases 115 to 1116 code for a protein of 333 amino acids. The record is from RefSeq and is a predicted model, not a curated record. Gene Ontology annotation, cellular component: nucleus.
CACGCUGAACGCGGAUGUGAAUUACACCGAAUCAAAUGAACCAGAAGAUCCGGGUCCGCACGGAGAAAUAUCCGCGUUUGCUCGCAGAAUAAACCGAACACGCGUGUGUGAAGAAUGCGAGAAGCAGAUAUUGUGUCCGGGGACGUCAAAUCCACCGAGCGAGAUGCUGAGGAGGUUCUGGAGAGCGGCCUGCUCCUGGAAGAGUCCGGAAUACUGUACGCUGGACUGGAGCGACACACGGAGGACUGGAGCGUCGAGCCGCGCUGUAGUUUGAAUGACAGUGAAUCUGAGGAGGUUCUGAACGCCAUGAACCCGAACGAGAUGUACACGUCAGCGGUGUGUGAGAGCGACAGCGGUCUGUCUGAAGAUCAGUCCUCAGACGGAGCCCACGAGCAGAACCUCGGUAACGCCGUCUAUCAGGUGGUGUAUGACAUCAGCGGUGUGGGCGGAGCCUCGGAGCAGGAGCCACCACAGACGGACGUGAUCUCCAUCGAGCUGGGUGAGCAGCAUCAUGGGAAAUGUAGUACUGAGGAGAGAAUCCUGAAGAAAGUGAGACGGAAGAUCCGGAAUAAACUCUCGGCGCAGGACAGUCGCAGGAGGAAGAAGGAGUAUAUCGACGGUCUGGAGAGCAGGGUGGUGGCGUGUUCAUCUCAGAAUAAAGAGCUGCAGAGAACCGUCGAUCAGCUGGAGAAACACAAUGUGACUCUUGUGGCUCAGCUGCACAAACUGCAGGCUUUGGUCAAGCAAUCGGCCACCAAAGCGGCACAGACGAGCACGUGCAUCAUGAUCCUCCUCUUCUCUCUGGCUCUGCUCAUCUUCCCCAGUUACAGUCCGUUCAGCCGUCGUUCUCCGUCAGCGGAGGACACUUACGCUCCAGCCGCCGUGAUUUCCAGAAGCAUCCUGAAUGAGGUGGACUCCCUUCCGCUCCUGGAGGAUCCUGUAGAAGAUGAUCCGAUGUCUUCAGAGCCUCUGCCGCCCGCAUCAGAACACAAACCUGCAGACGCAGACGGGCCGCAGGAUUGGACCGGAGACCAGAGGAACGGCUCGGCCGCGGCGGAAGGAAACGCAGAUGCAGACAAACCGCCGCACGCUGAUGAAAUAUACAGGUGUGUCUGAGCCUGCAGCGCUCUUCAUCAUCAUCAUCAGAGGAUAGUCAUUAUGUGCUGUAGUGAGUCACAACCCAACAAUAAUCAUAUCAAUGUUUGAUUUAAGGACUCUUGUUUGUGCGUGGUUUUUUGUUAAGUAAAUUUUUACUCAUCUGACACGGAUCGGAUAUCAUUGCACACAUGUAAA